This is a messenger RNA of Suillus clintonianus, 3039 nucleotides long. RefSeq lists its product as uncharacterized. NCBI's taxonomy places the organism in Eukaryota, Fungi, Basidiomycota, Agaricomycetes, Boletales, Suillaceae. The transcript has 8 exons. The coding region runs from base 169 to 2787 and encodes 872 amino acids. The record is from RefSeq and is a predicted model, not a curated record.
UAGUUAUAGGAAUAUUAAUGCGCUACUGUCGGAUCUGCAUAGCUAGUGGUAAACCAAGACCACCACGUUCAUAAUUUUGACUCCGCGACAGUCUGCUUGACGUCGUUGUGGAUCCUUCGACAGCCUCAAUUCUGAGGUCCUGCAACAGCGAUUGUCACUUUCUCUCUCAUGUCCGCCCAGUUGCAGUCGCAGCAACAAGCACCGCAAGUCCAAGCUCAGUCCGAUGCCGCCCAGGAAGUCCUCGCCGUCGCCUGUGUUAUUGAUGCCUCUCUAUCACUCGCUACAGAAUGGACUCGUGUGCUCACAGCGUACAUCAUGCCGAUUCUCAAGCGCCUGAACGAAACAUACAGCGGUCACCAAUUCCGGCUAGCUUUAGUGACGUAUGGCGCAGCGGAUACGCUUCCCAAUCCGCUGUUGUCAAAACGUUUCUUUUUUCCCCCGGUUUCUGUGGUGAAGGAAUUGCGCGAGGAUCCGAGGAAGUUAGGAAUUGGCUCCGCGGUUGGUGUAAGGGGGCUAUCAGCACUGGAGGGGAUGGUUGCUGCUAUCGAGCUCUUCGACAUCUUGCAUAACUCGCUCGCCUUGGCUGGUCCGAAGGAUGGUCGAGUACCUGUCUCGCAUAUACUACAUAUUGCUGGAAGUCCACCCAAUUCUGCGCAACGGCCCGCAUGGAAUACCCUUCCACAUCUCGACUCAGUAUCGUGGGACACGCUACCGCUGGAACUCAAGAAAAGAAAAAUCAAUCUGAGCCUUGUCGCACUACAACAUAUACAACAGUUUCAGGAUGUCCAGUCUGCCACCUCAGCACCAGCUGCACAAACCAGUCCCUGGUUCACUGUCUACCCACCACAUACACUCAUGCUUUCUGGGUUUCCCCCACUGUCGCAUGUGCAGACCCCGAAACUCAGUGAGCUCUCGCGCACAACCUCCCUCCCAUUCCCGCGCUCACCAAUUCCAGACGCUAUAAAGCGUCCAAAUGAGUCUCCUCAAACCCCAGAUACCAAACGACAGAAGGUCAGCGAGAAAAGUUCACCAGCACUUAGCCCGCGUCCUCCGGGAGGAGGUGCUGGUCCAGUAGGCCAGAGACCACCUUCUCGGCAGGUCCCCACACCUUCAGCCCCACCUUCUCAACCACAUUCGCAACUGCUCCAUCCUUCCCCCAUGCCGCCGCACGCAACCAUUACGCCUGUAUCUAGUCCUGCAAAACCCCCUGCAGCACCUGCCGCACACCCACCUACCAAUCCUCCGAACCCCAAUGCUCCCCCGACGCAGCACACAUUCCCUCCCAACGUCAACAUGCUAGUCGACCGUGGAAAAGGUCUUGAAGCUGAUAUAAAAACCCUCGAAGCCAAAAUCCAGGAUGCGCACUCUGCCGGGAACGCUGCAGAGGUCGAAUCACUUAAGAAGGAGCGCAUCAUAAAGUAUCAGAACGCAUUGAAGAUCAAGGCUAUUUUGUUUCAGAUGGCGAACAGGCCUGCGAUGGGCGGUUUGAGUUCUGGCGCAGGAGGGUCCGGAGAAACACAACCUCAACCGGCAGCGAGCAACGGCAUGUCGGAAGAUGCAGUACCGCCAACGGUGUCUGCACCCGUAUCUGCCCCUAUGGAAGAGCAGAAACCGCCGCUCACAGAUCAACAGGCGCUAAUGCAAUUCAUGCAGGCGCGUUCGGGAUCAGCAGGAUUCCCACAUAGUCCCGAGGUCGCCGCACAAAUGCUGAAGCUGAUCAACAAGACUGGUAUCCAGUCAUCACCCUUCACCGGUUCACCAAAGCCCCGACCAGCCCCCCCGCCUGCAUCCGGAUCUACAUAUCAGCCUCAGCCUCAGCCCCAGCCCCAGCCCCAGGCCUCGACCUCGACCACCUCAGGAGGGCCAAAGCAAUGGGAAGGUUCUUUCACCUUCACGGUGUCUCAUGCUGGACAGCAAAAGGGGCUCGAAGUCCAGAUGGCCGUUGCGAUUUCCAAGGGGGAACUGCACACGGAGACGUGGCCUGACAAAAUGUUCAUCAAUCUAUCGAACGAAGGAGUGAAGGAUCAAAUGGAAUUACAGACGUGGCUUCGGAAACACCACCAAUCUGCUGUGAUGGUCCAGUUCAAACCCCAAGCACGGAAUAUUGAACAGAAAAUGAAUGACAUGGUUCACCAUGUCAUGAUGAAGACCAUGAUGGAAAACCGAUCAUUUGGCAUAGCGGCGUGGCAACUUCCCUCUGGGGUUAUGUCAAACAAUAUGAUCGUGUUCCCAAUGAGUAAUGGGCUAACAGGUGCAGUAUUUCCAGUUACUGGACUUCCAGAUUUGCCAGGCUCUGGCAAAGUCGACGCCCCAAAACCGCAACCGCAACCACAACCACAAUUACAGCCGCAGCCGCAACCGCAAUUACAAUCGCAACCGCAACCACAACUGCAAUCACAACCACAACAUCAAUCAGGCGUGUUCGCCCCUGAGAUGUUGACGCGACUUCAGGGUCUUGACCCGCAGCAGCAAAGAUACUUCAUGCAACAACUUGCGCUGCAGCAGCAGAUGCGACAACGGCAACGGCAACAACCGCAGCAACCACAACAGACGGGAGCAAUGCAGCAGGAGGUACCGGCACCAACGCCUGGACCUGGUGUAGGAAUGCAAAAUAUGAGUCCAUUUUUGAAUGGAGCGAAUCUGCCGAUGAAUAUGUUUGGCGGCGGCGGAGUACCACAGAGGCAAAUUAGUGGGGGCAUGUAUCCUGGUGGGGCGGGGACGGUGAAUCAUGAGAUGAUGCAAUCGUUCAUGCAACGGAGUGCGGACGGAUCCGGUCGACAAGGAUGAACCCCUCGUGAUUGAUCAAAACCGUCCCACUUUCUGCAUCGGCUUUAGGGCCUGGUCCUCAAGGCGUUAUCUGUAUCUUGAGAACUACAUGGAUGGAUAUAUUGUGGAUGUAGGCAACAUCAAGCAUGGAUUCAGAAUUUUACAUCGAUUGUUAUGCUCUACUAUACAUCACCGCACCUGCAUGCAUAUGCUAUCUUGUAUACACAUUCCAAUAACUUCACUUUUUAUGGGCACUGUAAUUAUGGUAUAGCG